AUGUAUGCAGCAGUGACUGUCGACGUCAGCGCCACCCCGAUCGCCAACAAGGAGAACAUUCCGACCAAGCGUUACUCUACCCCUCAAUCUGUCGACAAACUCCACAGGCCCUUUAAAUGCCCCGGGUCAGCGGUGAGGACUGUAUCAGCCGACAGACCGGCCCGGAAGAAGAGAAGGGUCGACUAUAAGGGCGCCGAUGGAUCGACCGACGCCGACAAGCCCUACACCAAUGCCGAUCGACUUGCCCUUGCCAAUCGCGACGCGAACAAAUUCCCCGUCUUUCAGGCCAAGGAUAAGUUGGCAGUCUUUCGCAAGGCCUUCUCGGUACCCCUGAUCAACAAGAACUCGGGGACCUACAACCCCAAUCGACCCCCUCCCACCCUUGGCCUUCGUACCGGUGCUACUUUCAUCGCGAAGCCAUUGCAUGACCCCAGUGGCGAAUUUUCGAUUGUGCUGUACGACCCGACCGUAGACGACAAGCCCAAAGAGCCCGAAAAGAAGCAAGACAAGAAGGAUGCCGAGGGCGAAACUAAGAUUGACGCCCCUCUCGUCCACAAGAGUUUGGCCGAGAUCCUAGGAAUAAAGAAGAAGGUUGAAGGGGAACAUCCUCGAGUUCCCGUCGUCAUCGACCCGAGACUAGCCAAGGUUCUGAGGCCGCAUCAAGUCGAGGGUGUCAAGUUCAUGUACAGAUGUGUUACUGGCAUGAUUGAGGAAAAGGCCAAUGGCUGCAUCAUGGCCGACGAGAUGGGUCUAGGAAAGACGCUUCAAUGCAUUACCCUGCUUUGGACCCUUCUCAAGCAAUCCCCGGAAGCUGGAAAGGGCACUAUCCAAAAGGCUAUCGUCGCGUGUCCUUCCAGUUUGGUCCGCAACUGGGCCAACGAGCUGGUGAAAUGGCUGGGCGCAGAUGCCAUUACGCCCUUUGCUAUUGACGGAAAGGCAUCAAAGGAGGAACUGACUCGUCAGCUGCGCCAAUGGGCCAUUGCUAGUGGCAGAUCAGUAACCCGGCCAGUCAUCAUCGUGUCUUACGAAACCCUUCGUCUCAACGUCGAGGAGUUGAAGCACACAAAGAUUGGUCUCAUGUUGUGCGACGAGGGUCACCGUCUCAAGAACGGAGACAGCCAGACAUUCAGUGCCCUCAACAAUCUCAACGUCACACGGCGAGUCAUUCUGUCCGGAACACCCAUCCAGAAUGACCUGUCCGAGUACUUCUCCCUGAUCAGCUUCGCCAAUCCGGACCUGCUAGGCACCCGUCUGGACUUCCGUAAGCGGUUCGAGCUCCCUAUUCUGCGUGGUCGCGACGCCGAUGCCGCCGAGGCCGAGAGGAAGAAAGGAGACGAGUGCCUUUCCGAGCUGUUGGGCAUUGUGAACAAGUUCAUCAUUCGCCGCACCAACGACAUCCUGUCCAAGUAUCUGCCCGUCAAGUAUGAGCACGUCGUCUUCUGCAACCUCGCCCCGUUCCAGCUCGAUCUAUACAACUAUUUCAUCACCAGUCCGGAAAUUCAGGCGCUUCUCCGUGGCAAGGGCAGUCAGCCCCUCAAGGCUAUCAAUAUUCUCAAGAAGCUGUGCAACCACCCGGAUCUCCUCAACAUUGCAGAUGACUUGCCCGGUUCAGAAGAUUGUUACCCCGAUGACUACGUCCCCAAAGAAGCGCGCGGCCGAGACAGAGACGUCAAGCCUUGGUACUCGGGCAAGAUGCAAGUCCUCGACCGCAUGCUCGCACGCAUCCGUCAGGACACUAACGACAAGAUUGUCCUCAUCAGCAACUACACACAGACUCUCGACCUGUUUGAGAAACUGUGUCGUUCUCGCGCCUACGGUUGCUUACGCCUGGAUGGCACCAUGAACGUCAACAAGCGCCAGAAGUUGGUCGACAAGUUCAACAACCCCGACGGAGAGGAGUUUGUCUUCCUCCUCAGCUCCAAGGCUGGUGGUUGUGGCCUCAACCUUAUCGGCGCCAACCGACUAGUCCUUUUCGAUCCCGACUGGAAUCCCGCCGCAGACCAGCAAGCUCUUGCCCGUGUGUGGCGUGACGGCCAGAAGAAGGACUGCUUCGUUUACCGCUUCAUCGCCACCGGAACGAUCGAGGAGAAGAUCUUCCAGCGCCAGUCCCACAAGCAGUCGCUGUCCAGUUGCGUCGUCGACUCCGCCGAAGACGUCGAGCGCCACUUCUCGCUCGACAGUCUUCGCGAGCUGUUCCAGUAUCGCCCCGGUACAAACUCGGAUACGCACGACACGUUCAAAUGUAAGCGGUGCAAGCCCGAUGGCCGGCAGUAUAUCAAAUCGCCCGCCAUGCUGUACGGCGACACGAGCACAUGGAAUCAUUUCGUCAACGAGGCUUUGAAGCCGAUCCAGGAUCUGUUGCUGAGGCAAGAGUGUGGUGAGCCUGAGGUGUCGGCGGUGUUUCAGUACAUUUCGCAUUAG
This is a messenger RNA of Colletotrichum higginsianum IMI 349063, 2421 nucleotides long. Its product is annotated as DNA repair protein rhp54. Gene Ontology annotation, molecular function: ATP binding; ATP-dependent chromatin remodeler activity; DNA translocase activity. The coding region runs from base 1 to 2421 and encodes 806 amino acids. The transcript has 2 exons. Gene Ontology annotation, cellular component: nucleus. Gene Ontology annotation, biological process: reciprocal meiotic recombination; double-strand break repair via synthesis-dependent strand annealing. NCBI's taxonomy places the organism in Eukaryota, Fungi, Ascomycota, Sordariomycetes, Glomerellales, Glomerellaceae. The record is from RefSeq and is a predicted model, not a curated record.